AUGGCCAAAUCCGCACAGGACUCUUCAGUCCGAUCCAAUCCCCGAUCCGCAGAUAUCAUAUCAAACUUCGAGGAAGCAGAACCCAGCCUCACAGCCAUCCAGUUUAAGAAGAUAAUGAAAGAGUUGCGUGAAAUGAGGAAGAUGGAGGCCGAAGCUUUGGAGAAAUCCAAAGGCAACCAUACGUCGCAGCAUGAAGGCCCCAAAGGGAGCAAAAGGAAAGAGAGGAUAAAGUUAUCCGAUGGAAGUUCCACAGAAAGUACCCACUAUGAUGGUCAGCACAACAACUAUGAAGACUACCAGGACCAGAGUAAGGAAUUGAAAAAAUCCAAAGACAAUGAACUGCGAAGACAAAUAGAAAAGAUUGUGAAAGGGUACAAACUACAGACACCUGCCGAACUGGCUGUUGAGGCUGCCAAGGGAAUCUGCAAAUCACCUUUCACCAAUGAUAUUCUGAAGGCUAAGAAGCCCGCAAAGUUCACUCAACCCAAAUUCAAGUUAUUCGAAGGUGUAACAGACCCCAUCGAGCACAUCUAUCACUUUCAACAGCAAAUGGUCCUCGAAAGCAAAGACGAAGCGUUGUUGUGCAAAUUAUUCCCUUCUAGCCUGUCGGUGUCGGCUUUGACCUGGUUCAGAAGGAAGAAAGACAUCACAGCACUGUUCAACACAAAGCAGAAGGCAGGUAAGAGUCUCAAAGAUUAUCUGAAGCGAUUCACGGAGGAGAUGUCUACUCUAGAGACUUAUGAUUCUCACACUGCGUCACUGGCAUUCCGUAAAGGGGUGACGCCGGGAACAAAAAUGCACAAGUCCUUGGUUAAAACACCACCCCUCGAUAUGAGGGAGGUUCUGGUUCAAGCCGAUGGAAUCAUCAGACUAGAAUAG
This is a messenger RNA of Prunus armeniaca (apricot), 879 nucleotides long. The record is from the annotation of a GenBank genome assembly. Lineage: Eukaryota; Viridiplantae; Streptophyta; Magnoliopsida; Rosales; Rosaceae.